AUGCGCGGCGCCGGUGGCCCCCGCGGCCCUCGGGGCCCCGCUAGGAUGUUGCUGCUGCUGGCGCUAGCCUGCGCCAGCCCGUUCCCGGAGGAGGCCCCGGGGCCGGGCGGCGCCGGCGGGCUCGGCGUGGGCCUCGGCGGGGCGCGGCCGCUCAACGUGGCGCUCGUGUUCUCCGGGCCGGCGUACGCGGCCGAGGCGGCGCGCCUGGGGCCGGCCGUGGCGGCGGCCGUGCGCAGCCCGGGCCUGGACGUGCGGCCCGUGGCGCUGGUGCUCAACGGCUCGGACCCGCGCAGCCUGGUGCUGCAGCUCUGCGACCUGCUGUCGGGGCUCCGCGUGCACGGCGUCGUCUUCGAGGACGACUCGCGCGCGCCCGCCGUGGCGCCCAUCCUCGACUUCCUGUCGGCCCAGACCUCGCUGCCCAUCGUGGCCGUGCACGGCGGCGCUGCGCUCGUGCUCACGCCCAAGGAGAAGGGCUCCACCUUCCUGCAGCUGGGCUCCUCCACGGAGCAGCAGCUGCAGGUCAUCUUCGAGGUGCUGGAGGAGUACGACUGGACGUCCUUUGUAGCGGUGACCACGCGUGCCCCCGGCCACCGGGCCUUCCUGUCCUACAUCGAGGUGCUGACCGACGGCAGCCUGGUGGGCUGGGAGCACCGCGGGGCGCUCACGCUGGACCCCGGGGCCGGCGAGGCCGUGCUGGGCGCCCAGCUCCGCAGCGUCAGCGCCCAGAUCCGCCUGCUCUUCUGUGCCCGCGAGGAGGCCGAGCCCGUGUUCCGGGCAGCCGAGGAGGCCGGCCUCACGGGGCCUGGCUACGUGUGGUUCAUGGUGGGGCCGCAGCUGGCCGGAGGUGGGGGCUCGGGGGCCCCCGGGGAGCCCCCGCUUCUGCCCGGCGGCGUCCCGCUGCCCGCGGGGCUGUUUGCGGUGCGCUCUGCCGGCUGGCGGGAUGACCUGGCCCGCCGCGUGGCAGCCGGCGUGGCCGUGGUGGCCAGAGGCGCCCAGGCUCUGCUGCGUGACUACGGCUUCCUGCCGGAGCUUGGCCACGACUGCCGGGCCCAGAACCGCACCCACCGCGGCGAGAGUCUGCACAGGUACUUCAUGAACAUUACCUGGGAUAACCGGGAUUACUCUUUCAAUGAGGAUGGCUUCCUGGUGAACCCCUCCCUGGUGGUCAUCUCCCUCACCAGGGACCGGACGUGGGAGGUGGUGGGCAGCUGGGAGCAGCAGACCCUCCGCCUCAAGUACCCGCUGUGGUCCCGCUACGGCCGCUUCCUGCAGCCGGUGGACGACACGCAGCACUUGACGGUGGCCACGCUCGAGGAGAGGCCCUUCGUCAUCGUGGAGCCCGCGGACCCCACCAGCGGCACCUGCAUCCGCGACUCGGUGCCCUGCCGGAGCCAGCUCAACAGAACGCACAGCCCCCCGCCGGACGCCCCCCGCCCGGAAAAGCGGUGCUGCAAGGGCUUCUGCAUCGACAUCCUGAAGCGGCUGGCGCACACCAUCGGCUUCAGCUACGACCUCUACCUGGUCACCAACGGCAAGCACGGCAAGAAGAUCGACGGCGUGUGGAACGGCAUGAUCGGCGAGGUGUUCUACCAGCGGGCGGACAUGGCCAUCGGCUCCCUCACCAUCAACGAAGAGCGGUCGGAGAUAGUGGACUUCUCUGUCCCCUUCGUGGAGACCGGCAUCAGCGUGAUGGUGGCACGCAGCAAUGGCACCGUGUCCCCCUCGGCCUUCCUCGAACCCUACAGCCCGGCCGUGUGGGUGAUGAUGUUCGUCAUGUGCCUCACUGUGGUCGCCGUCACCGUUUUCAUCUUCGAGUACCUCAGUCCCGUGGGCUACAACCGCAGCCUGGCCACGGGCAAGCGCCCUGGCGGCUCAACCUUCACCAUUGGGAAAUCCAUCUGGCUGCUCUGGGCCCUGGUGUUCAAUAACUCGGUGCCCGUGGAGAACCCCCGGGGGACCACCAGCAAAAUCAUGGUGCUGGUGUGGGCCUUCUUCGCCGUCAUCUUCCUCGCCAGCUACACAGCCAACCUGGCUGCCUUCAUGAUCCAGGAGGAGUACGUGGACACCGUGUCUGGGCUCAGUGACCGCAAGUUCCAGCGGCCGCAGGAGCAGUACCCGCCCCUGAAGUUCGGGACGGUGCCCAACGGGUCCACCGAGAAGAACAUCCGCAGCAACUACCCCGACAUGCACAGCUACAUGGUGCGCUACAACCAGCCGCGCGUGGAGGAGGCGCUCACGCAGCUCAAGGCAGGGAAGCUGGACGCCUUCAUCUACGACGCGGCCGUGCUCAACUACAUGGCCCGCAAGGACGAGGGCUGCAAGCUGGUCACCAUCGGCUCCGGCAAGGUCUUCGCCACCACGGGCUACGGCAUCGCCCUGCACAAGGGCUCCCGCUGGAAGCGGCCCAUCGACCUGGCGCUGCUGCAGUUCCUCGGCGACGAUGAGAUCGAGAUGCUGGAGCGGCUGUGGCUCUCCGGGAUCUGCCACAACGACAAGAUCGAGGUGAUGAGCAGCAAGCUGGACAUCGACAACAUGGCGGGGGUCUUCUACAUGCUGCUGGUGGCCAUGGGGCUGUCCCUGCUGGUCUUCGCCUGGGAGCACCUGGUGUACUGGCGCCUGCGCCACUGCCUGGGGCCCACCCACCGCAUGGACUUCCUGCUGGCCUUCUCCAGGGGCAUGUACAGCUGCUGCAGCGCCGAGGCCGCCCCGCCGCCCGCCAAGCCCCCACCGCCGCCGCAGCCCCUGCCCAGCCCCGCGUACCCCACGGCGCGCCCUGCGCCGGGCCCCGCACCCUUCGUGCCCCGCGAGCGCGCCGCAGUGGACCGCUGGCGCCGGGCCAAGGGCGCGGGGCCGCCGGGGGCCGCGGGCCUGGCCGACGGCUUCCACCGCUACUACGGCCCCAUCGAGCCGCAGGGGCUGGGCCUGGGAGAGGCGCGCGCGGCACCCCGGGGCGCGGCGGCGCGCCCACUGUCCCCGCCGGCCACGCAGCCCCCGCAGAAGCCGCCGCCCUCCUACUUCGCCAUCGUGCGCGACAAGGAGCCGGCCGAGCCCCCCGCCGGCGCCUUCCCCGGCUUCCCCUCGCCGCCCGCGCCCCCUGCCGCCGCGGCCGCGGCCGUCGGGCCGCCGCUCUGCCGCCUGGCCUUCGAGGACGAGAGUCCGCCGGCGCCCGCGCGCUGGCCGCGCUCCGACCCGGAGAGCCAGCCGCUGCUGGGGCCCGGCGCCGGGGGCGCGGGCGGCGCGGGGGGCGCGGGCGGCGGAGCCCCAGCCGCGCCGCCCCCGUGCCGCGCCGCGCCGCCCCCCUGCCCUUACCUGGACCUCGAGCCGUCGCCGUCGGAGUCGGAGGACUCGGAGAGCCUGGGCGGCGCCUCGCUGGGCGGCCUGGAGCCCUGGUGGUUCGCCGACUUCCCGUACCCGUACGCCGAGCGCCUCGGGCCGCCGCCCGGCCGCUACUGGUCGGUCGACAAGCUCGGGGGCUGGCGCGCCGGCAGCUGGGACUACCUGCCCCCGCGCAGCGGCCCGGCCGCCUGGCACUGCCGCCACUGCGCCAGCCUGGAGCUGCUGCCGCCGCCGCGCCACCUCAGCUGCUCCCACGACGGCCUGGACGGCGGCUGGUGGGCGCCGCCGCCCCCGCCCUGGGCCGCCGGGCCCCCGCCCCGGCGCCGGGCCCGCUGCGGCUGCCCGCGGCCGCACCCUCACCGCCCGCGGGCCUCGCACCGCGCGCCCGCCGCGCCGCACCACCACCGGCACCGGCGCGCCGCGGGCGGCUGGGACCUCCCGCCGCCCGCGCCCACCUCGCGCUCGCUCGAGGACCUCAGCUCGUGCCCCCGCGCCGCCCCCGCCCGCAGGCUCACCGGGCCCUCGCGCCACGCGCGCAGGUGCCCGCACGCCGCGCACUGGGGGCCGCCGCUGCCCGCCGCGCCGCACCGGAGACACCGGGGCGGGGACCUGGGCACCCGCAGGGGCUCGGCGCACUUCUCCAGCCUCGAGUCCGAGGUAUGA
This is a messenger RNA of Lepus europaeus (European hare), 3999 nucleotides long. It is a transcript of the gene GRIN2D, whose product is annotated as glutamate ionotropic receptor NMDA type subunit 2D. Lineage: Eukaryota; Metazoa; Chordata; Mammalia; Lagomorpha; Leporidae. Gene Ontology annotation, molecular function: NMDA glutamate receptor activity; transmitter-gated monoatomic ion channel activity involved in regulation of postsynaptic membrane potential. The coding region runs from base 1 to 3999 and encodes 1332 amino acids. The record is from RefSeq and is a predicted model, not a curated record. Gene Ontology annotation, biological process: synaptic transmission, glutamatergic; long-term synaptic potentiation; excitatory postsynaptic potential. The transcript has 12 exons. Gene Ontology annotation, cellular component: postsynaptic membrane; NMDA selective glutamate receptor complex; postsynaptic density membrane.